Messenger RNA from Vitis riparia (riverbank grape), 1313 nucleotides. Its product is annotated as UPF0565 protein C2orf69 homolog. Bases 184 to 1152 code for a protein of 322 amino acids. The record is from RefSeq and is a predicted model, not a curated record. Gene Ontology annotation, cellular component: mitochondrion. NCBI's taxonomy places the organism in Eukaryota, Viridiplantae, Streptophyta, Magnoliopsida, Vitales, Vitaceae. The transcript has 4 exons.
UUAACGUUUGUUUCUCAAACGUGAAAAGUGAACUCAAUUGAGCCAAAUAUUUGUAUUAGUUUCAAUUUUGUGUUGUUUGAUGUUUGCUUGCCCAAUGUUUCUCGGGAACCAAACAGGGCAUAACCGUUGAUGAUAAUAAGGUUAUGCAUUCUCAAUCUCUGCUAACAGUUGAUUAGUUGAUUCAUGGAUCGUUGGAGUGGUGUUUUGAAGGUUCCACUGCACCCAAGCAGCAGGGUCCUCUACAGAGUUGCAGCAUCUCUCUGCCUUUCACCCACUUCCAAAACCCUAAUUGUGCCUUCUGCAAAUGCCAUCUUCUUCAAUGGAGAUCGUGUCCAAGGAACUGGGAAUUCAGUGAUUGAGAGGUUGUCAAAUAUAGAGCAGAUUGCUGAAAUUCUGGUUUCCAAAUUUGGUGGUUCUGUCAAUGCUUGGGUUGUAGAGGCUUCCACUUUUAAUGGCCCUUUUGCUGUUUAUAAGGAUUUUAUUCCAUCUGUGAAUCAAUGGGGAGAUCCAAAAUCAUACAGUCCAAGUGGAUUCCCGGCAUCCACGUCUACUGUUUCGCUCUUGUCAAAUUGCCUUGAAGAGGCAAAGAAAGCUAUUUCAGGAAGGCAGAAAGAACCAUGCCCACUCGGGCUAUCUGCAUCUUGUUCCUAUCAACCCAAAACAUUCAUCCUCGGAUUCAGCAAGGGUGGUACUGUACUUAAUCAGCUAGUUACUGAGCUUGGCUUCUCCAAAGUUGCAUCUAUUAGGAGUUCACCCCACAUAAAAGAAUCUGAUGUCCAGGAAGAGUAUCAAAUACUACCCACUUCAAAGGAAAGCCUCUUAAACAGCAUAGCUGAGAUCCAUUAUGUGGAUGUUGGCUUGAACUCUGCUGGAGCAUAUAUCACUGAUCAAGAUGUCAUCUGCAGAAUAUCAAAAUGGGUUGCAAAAGGCGGUGGAGGAAUUCGUUUUGUUGUCCAUGGAACUCCCAGGCAAUGGCAUGACAAGAGGCGAGUUUGGAUUCGAAAUGAAAAGGAUAAAUUGGUUCAUCUGCUUGAAUCAGAAGCUGAGCACAGUGAAGGGAAAUUACGGGUAUGUGAGAGAUUUUAUUUUGCUGAUAGGCCUUCUAAUCUACAAAUGCAUUUUGAAAUAAUAGAAAAUCUUGAUGUGAGUUGAAUGCUGCAACUUUGCCUUUAUAAAAAUGUGUAAUUUAGCUGUCUAAAACCCUUGUACAUUGGAUUCAUGGGGAUAUACAUAUUUCUUUUGUCUCUAUUGUUGACAAGAAGAGUUGGGUAAACCUUGUAUGGGGAUAUAAAUAUUUCUUUUGAUUUUGUUGA